GAUUCAGAUUCUGAACUGGGGGUUGCACGCACACGUGUUUUCUCAUUAUUGUUGUCUCAGCUUGCAACUGAAUUACAGCACGCCGAUAAAUUUGAUACAAUUACUUGCAUUUAACUUUGACGAACUCUGCCUGGAUUUUUUUAAAUGACUGUCACACAGAAAGUCAGCAAGAAGUCGAAGUCAAAGAAGCAUUUGGUUGACAAGAAUGACAGUCAAAUGUCACCUAAGAAGCUGAAGAAGGUUAAGGCAAAAGACACAAAUGUGGAAGUGAGUACAAGUAAACAUAUUAAAGAGAAACCCAAACCAGGUCCUUCUAAGAAUGCAAGUCCUGGUGGAAACAAGAACAAAAGGAAAAGUAUUGAUGAAAGUGGAGACAAGUCCCCAAAGAAACGCAAGCACAAGGAUGGAAGUGAGCCUCGCCCUGCAAAGAUUCAGCAUCAGGAUGGUGCCCCGAACUGGAAACAAGUUCGAGCUGAUGCUGCUGACAUUAAAAACCGUAGGAAGGCCCAAAACAAAAUGUUUGAAGUCGGAAAACACAUGAAAAAGCUCUGGGAAGAGAUGCGCAUGGAGAAGUGCACGGAGGAUCGUCGCCGGCAGCUGGUGACGGAGGUGACGGGUCUGGUGCGCGGCAAAGUGCCGCAGCUGGUGCGCGCGCACGACCGGGCGCGUGUCUGCGAGAGUUUGUUCCAGUACGGCACGGCCGAGACGCGAGCGCUGCUGUUCGAGGAGGUGCGCCAACAGCUGGCCGAGCUGAGCCGCGACAAGUACGCGCGCCACUUUGUGCUGAAGAUGCUCUCACAGGGCAGCAAGGAGCAGAAGGAGGCGGUCGGCGCGUCUUUCACGGGUCGCGUCACGGCGCUCAUGGGACACAAGUUCGGUAACGAGGUGGUCGAAGCCUACUUCCGCGACUGCGCCUCGGCGGACGCCCAGCAGCGAAUGCUGAUGGAGUUUUACGGCACCGAGUUCCUGCUGCGUUCUACCGAGACACGCUCCCUGGAGGCGCUCUGCACCCAGCAGCCCGAGAAGAAGGCCAUCUACCUGACCAACGUCCGCAGCCAGCUGCAGUCGCUGCUCGACAAGCAGCUACUGACGGGCAGUCUGGCGCACCGACUGCUGCGCGAGUACCUCAGCCUGUGCUCGCAGUCGGACCGGGCCGACGUGAUCGAGUCGCUGCGGGACGCCGUCGUACAGAUGCUGCACACCAAGGACGGCGCCCGCGUCGGACUCAUGUGCCUCUGGUGGGGCACCACCAAGGAUCGUAAGGCGAUUGUUAAGUCGAUGAAGACGUACGUGCAAAAGGUGUGCGUGGACGAGCACGGCUUCAUGGUGAUGCUGGCGCUCCUGGACGUAGUGGACGACACCAGGCUUGUCAAAAAGGCGCUGUUGGAGGAGAUGAUGGCCAACAUCGCCGACAUCGUGCCCAGUGAGCACGGCAGGAAGGUGCUGCACUACCUGCUCUCCCCGCGGGACACUGUCUACUUCCACCCGACCCUGGUGGCCACGCUGGCAGAGGGAGACGGAAACCCCACCAGUAAGAAGGAGCCGGCCGUGCGGCGCCGGGAGCUGCUGGAGGCCGUGUCAGAGGCCAUGCUGAAGACGGCCAGCAUCCACUGCCUCGAGUGGAUGGUCGACAGCAGCCUCUGCGUGCUGCUCGCGCACAUCCUCUGCAAGUGCUCCGGCGACUCUAUGCACCUGCCGCUGACGCAGCUGGCGCGCCGCACUGCCGAGCCCGUCACCUCCACGUCGGACCCGCACCUGGUCAACAACUCCGCCGCCUACAUGCAGCUCAAGAAGCUGCUGCAGGCCGACAAACAGCGAGCCGCCGACGGAGGCACGGUUUUAUUCUCGAACCUGAUUCUGAAGGAGCUGUCUGAAGAGGCUGUCCUCUCGUGGAUCGCCAGCAACCGCACUGCGUUCCUGCUUGUCAUUAUGCUGGAGACCGAGGUACCGGCCAUCGUGGAAAAGGUCGUCCAGCUGCUCCAGCCGCACAUCAAGAAGCUGAAGCCCGCCUGCAAGGGCGCCGAGAUCCUCAAGAAGAAGGUGUCGGCGGCUGCUAAGCAGCAGAAGGCCGCCGAUUCCGGGGGUGACUAGCCCCUCGCCGCGCUGGGGAGGGGCGGGCGGCGGUGGGGAGGGGCGGUACCAUCGCGCGUGGCUGAUUGUUUGUGUAAUACAUUGUUGACGGGACGAAGUCUGUGGUUGGGUGGAUGGGUCGUCAGCUGUGGUCGGCACAGCGGCACAGUAGGGCAUGACGUUUUGGUGACCUAGCCCGUAUGGAUGUGUGGGAAUGGUUCUCCAGGCCAUGAGGCAUGGCGCGUUGUUUGAUUGAUACAUCUUGCAUGACACCCGGGUGCCGGGUAAGCCAAUGUCGGGUACCCGCCGCGCGUCAGCCGUCUCGACGUCUGUCGGCGCUUGACGGCGUGUGGUCACGUGUGCCGUGAGCUAACACAUAUGCUGUAUUCUGGCCGGUGACGUUUCUAAAUAUAUAAAGUUUUCAACA
Molecule: messenger RNA, 2497 nt
Organism: Amphibalanus amphitrite
Lineage: Eukaryota; Metazoa; Arthropoda; Thecostraca; Balanomorpha; Balanidae
Gene: peng
Product: pumilio homolog 3-like
Exons: 12
Coding region: 145-2091 (648 amino acids)
Biological process (GO): regulation of translation
Cellular component (GO): nucleolus
Molecular function (GO): mRNA binding
Source: RefSeq, a predicted model, not a curated record